Acyrthosiphon pisum (pea aphid) is the source of this 792-nucleotide messenger RNA. RefSeq lists its product as uncharacterized. The coding region runs from base 1 to 792 and encodes 263 amino acids. Gene Ontology annotation, molecular function: RNA-DNA hybrid ribonuclease activity; nucleic acid binding. The transcript has a single exon. Gene Ontology annotation, biological process: DNA replication, removal of RNA primer. The record is from RefSeq and is a predicted model, not a curated record. NCBI's taxonomy places the organism in Eukaryota, Metazoa, Arthropoda, Insecta, Hemiptera, Aphididae.
AUGUUAGACACGAUCAAUAAUACCGGAGCAAGACUCGCAACUGGAGCGUUUCGGUCCAGCCCUAUUGAUAGUCUACUCAACAUAGCAAACAUAAUGCCUCUCCAUAUAAAACGUCAAGAAAUUGCAAUGAUUUUCGCUACCAAACUUGCCAGAGACAGAAUGAUAUAUUCCCUUAACUCCUACCCGUCCUUACUAGCAAUCGUUGAAAAAAAUAAUAUCAAUCUAAAAAAUAUUUUAACAUCUCAACUCCCAGUCAUCCCUCCUUGGACAUCAUUUCCGAAUAUUAUUGAUACCAGUCUUACUGAACUUCCUAAAAACUCAACCAGCUCACAGGUAUACAUCCAAAACUUUAAGAACACAAUAUCGCAAUAUUCCAACUAUACUGAAAUCUACACUGACGCCUCAAAAUCGGAAAACAAUGUUGGAAUCACCAUUAUACACAAAGAUGAGGUAAUAACAUAUAAACUUCCAACAGAAUGCUCUAUAUACUCAGCUGAAGCAAUCGCCAUUCUAAAAGCUUUUGAGUACGCACUUGGAAAACAAAAUCAAAAUGUUAUUGUUUUAAGUGAUUCCUUAAGUGCAAUUUCCAGCAUAGCAAACACACAUAGACCUAAUGACAUUGCAGAGAAAAUCCGCCUCCUCAUCUCCUCCCAUCUCUCCAAAGGGAACGUGGUCAAAAUAAUGUGGAUACCUAGCCAUUCUUCAAUUGAAGGCAAUGAAAAAGCUGAUAUGCAAGCCAAGCAUACAGCCUCUUCAACUUCCCUAGACAUCACCCCGCUCAUUACUUCUUAA